Molecule: messenger RNA, 237 nt
Organism: Cyphellophora attinorum
Lineage: Eukaryota; Fungi; Ascomycota; Eurotiomycetes; Chaetothyriales; Cyphellophoraceae
Exons: 1
Source: RefSeq, a predicted model, not a curated record
AUGCUGCGGUCUCUCGGUGGCCGAGCAGCACAGCUCACCACCACCACCACCCGCAAAGCGAUCCGGUCACACCUCCACCUCCGCGCCCUCUCAACCCUCCCCUCCAACGAACACAUCUACAUCUUCCCGCACCCAGCGCAACCAACAACACACCUCCUCACCUUUCUCCCCACCACCCCACCCAACCCCUCCCUCGCAAUCGGCACCACCACCGCCAACCCACCGACCCCGUCCUCU